UCACAGUUGCUAUAAAUACUCACGAGAUAAAGUAGGGUUUCUCUCUCUCAUUUGGUCGUGUACUCGGAUCUCUCGAGCGGCGGAAGCGGCGACUUUUGUGCUCUCUCUCUUCGAUCUCUUCUUUGCUCUCGUUUGCUUUUUGCAGUAAGCCAUGGGGAAGGAGAAGGUUCACAUCAACAUUGUUGUUAUUGGCCAUGUCGACUCUGGCAAGUCGACCACCACCGGACACCUCAUCUACAAGCUUGGUGGCAUCGACAAGCGUGUGAUCGAGAGGUUUGAGAAGGAGGCAGCUGAGAUGAACAAGAGGUCAUUCAAGUAUGCCUGGGUGCUUGACAAGCUGAAGGCUGAGCGUGAGCGUGGUAUCACCAUUGAUAUCGCUCUCUGGAAGUUUGAGACCACUAAAUACUACUGCACAGUCAUUGAUGCUCCAGGCCAUCGUGAUUUCAUCAAGAACAUGAUCACCGGGACUUCUCAGGCCGACUGUGCUGUCCUCAUUAUUGACUCUACCACUGGUGGUUUUGAAGCUGGUAUUUCCAAGGAUGGUCAGACUCGCGAGCACGCUCUUCUUGCCUUCACUCUUGGAGUCAGGCAGAUGAUUUGUUGCUGUAACAAGAUGGACGCCACAACGCCGAAGUACUCGAAGGCAAGGUAUGAUGAAAUUGUGAAGGAAGUCUCAUCCUACCUCAAGAAGGUUGGCUACAACCCCGAUAAGAUUCCCUUCGUCCCGAUCUCCGGCUUCGAAGGUGACAACAUGAUUGAGAGGUCCACCAACCUCGACUGGUACAAGGGCCCCACGCUUUUGGAAGCCCUGGACCUGGUCCAGGAGCCCAAGCGCCCCUCAGACAAGCCCCUCCGCCUCCCCCUUCAGGACGUCUACAAGAUUGGUGGUAUCGGUACUGUCCCCGUGGGCCGUGUCGAGACUGGGGUCCUCAAGCCCGGUAUGGUCGUCACCUUCGCCCCAACUGGUCUCACAACUGAAGUUAAGUCUGUUGAAAUGCACCACGAGGCCCUUCAGGAGGCCCUUCCUGGAGACAAUGUAGGCUUCAACGUGAAGAACGUUGCUGUGAAGGACUUGAAGCGUGGCUUUGUUGCCUCCAACUCUAAGGACGACCCCGCGAAAGAGGCUGCCAACUUCACUUCGCAAGUCAUCAUCAUGAACCACCCCGGUCAGAUCGCAAAUGGCUAUGCCCCCGUCCUUGAUUGCCACACCUGUCACAUUGCUGUGAAGUUUGCUGAGAUUUUGACCAAGAUCGACAGGCGAUCUGGCAAGGAGCUUGAGAAGGAGCCGAAGUUCCUGAAGAACGGAGAUGCGGGUUUAGUGAAGAUGAUUCCCACGAAGCCGAUGGUGGUCGAGACGUUCUCCGAGUACCCGCCUUUGGGUAGGUUCGCUGUCAGGGACAUGAGGCAGACAGUUGCCGUCGGUGUCAUUAAGAGUGUGGAGAAGAAGGAUCCCACCGGGGCUAAGGUGACUAAGGCUGCUCAGAAAAAGAAAUGAACUGAUAAUACCUUAUCGGUUUGGUCUGUCGGGAGUAGAGGUCGUCAUUGUGUGGUUUGUUCUUGUCGUCAUGAGUUGAUCAACAAGCUAUCCGGUGUCUGGAUGCAGAACUGGGUUCUUGAUCGGCGGUGGCAUUGUUGAAGGUUGGUGUCUUUUACUAUUUCAUGUUGUUUUUGCUUUAAUUAAAAACUAUUUUGUGAUGUUAACUUAAAAGGGUCUUGAUUGAGUUUGCUUGUUGUUGGGAAAAACAUAUUUUCCCCCUAUUUUUAUUUUAGCCAAAUAGUGGACCUUCUGUAUUAAGAAAUAAAUAUAGUGUUUCAUGGUUUUUCUUGCUUGCCGUGAUUAUGUUUUAUGUAGUACCUUGUAAUUGCUGUUA
Messenger RNA from Ananas comosus (pineapple), 1871 nucleotides. Its product is annotated as elongation factor 1-alpha-like. The record is from RefSeq and is a predicted model, not a curated record. NCBI's taxonomy places the organism in Eukaryota, Viridiplantae, Streptophyta, Magnoliopsida, Poales, Bromeliaceae. Gene Ontology annotation, biological process: translation; translational elongation. Gene Ontology annotation, molecular function: translation elongation factor activity; GTP binding; GTPase activity. The transcript has 3 exons. The coding region runs from base 152 to 1495 and encodes 447 amino acids.